AGUACAUCGACCUUGACACUAGUUGUGCGUGAAGUUGAAGGCAUAGUCAUGCGACAGGAAGGAAGGAGCAGGAGGGAGGAUCCCAAAUUGAGUGAGGUGGGUUUCCUAGUGGGUUUCCUGGUGGGUUUCCUUUCCCUCUUUUUUAAAUGCCAUACCGUCUCCCACUGACCGACUCCCCCUCUCUCUCUCUCUCUCUCUCUCUCUCAAUGGUCCUAUCUUAUCUUUAAACCCAACGCCAAGAUCAAAGAUAAAAAGAAAACACGCAACGCAAGAACAAAAUUCCCCAAUCCCCCAAUCUUGAGAAAAGCUGAUUGAUAAAAAAAAGUCAUAUAUAUAUAAACAUCAGAUCAGAGAGAGAGAGAGAGAGAGAAGAAACGACAAUAGUAACAAAUUAAGAAGAAGAUUGUGAUGAUGGGGGAGAAGGAUACUAGGAGCAGCACACCCACAGGGACACGAGGGAAUGGGGAAAUCCAGGAUAGCAGCAGCAGGAGAGAGCUCCUCGACAUGGACAUGGACGGAGAGCAGUCGUCGUCAUCAUGGAGACUGGACGUCAAACAGUUCACUGUCCCUCAACAACGUCCUCCCUCCGAUCAUCAUCUUCUUCAUCAUCGUUUCCGCCGCCUCCUUCGCUAUCCAAGGAAACAAGGCAAGAUUGCAGAAUACUACAAAAAACAAGAAAUACUCCUUGAAGGUUUCACUGAGAUGGAAACUAUGAAUGAAUCAGGUUGUUUGGCUGGAAAUCCAACAGAGGAUGAAAUGAAGCAGCUUGCAAAGAGUGAGCGAACAGCUAUAUACGUGUCAAACGUAGCUAAUUUGGUGCUUUUCGUGGCAAAAGUGUAUGCUUCCUAUGAGAGCAGAUCAUUGGCAGUUAUUGCGUCAACCUUGGAUUCUCUCUUAGACCUUUUAUCUGGGUUUAUUCUGUGGUUCACUUCCCAUGCCAUGAAAAAGCCAAACCUGUAUCACUAUCCAAUUGGAAAGAAGCGGAUGCAACCAGUGGGUAUUAUUGUUUUUGCAUCAGUAAUGGCUACUCUUGGAUUACAAAUAUUGAUUGAAUCUGGUCGGCAACUCGUCGCAAAGACUGCUCCUGAAAGGAACCUUUCGAAGGAAAAAUGGAUGAUUGGGAUUAUGGUUUCUGUCACUUUCGUGAAGUUUGCGCUUAUGGUCUAUUGCCGAAGAUUCAAAAAUGAAAUUGUUAGAGCCUAUGCUCAAGAUCAUUUAUUUGACGUCAUCACUAACUCAGUCGGAUUAGUUACAGCUGUCCUUGCAGUCCGAUACUACUGGUGGAUUGAUCCUACUGGCGCUAUAAUUAUAGCACUAUAUACGAUCACCACGUGGACAAGGACAGUUCUUGAAAAUGUUGGGUCACUAAUUGGAAGAACAGCCCCACCAGAUUUCCUUGCAAAACUGACGUAUCUGAUAUGGAACCACCAUGAGGAGAUCAAGCACAUCGACACAGUCAGAGCAUACACUUUUGGUUCUCAUUACUUUGUGGAGGUUGACAUAGUGUUGCCGGAGGACAUGCUUUUAAGCCAAGCGCACAAUAUUGGCGAAAAACUACAAGAAAAGCUUGAGCAACUCCCUGAAGUUGAGCGAGCUUUUGUGCAUAUAGAUUUUGAGUUUACUCAUGCACCAGAGCAUAAGAGCAAGGUGUGA
Messenger RNA from Camellia sinensis, 1653 nucleotides. Its product is annotated as metal tolerance protein 9. NCBI's taxonomy places the organism in Eukaryota, Viridiplantae, Streptophyta, Magnoliopsida, Ericales, Theaceae. Gene Ontology annotation, molecular function: monoatomic cation transmembrane transporter activity. The record is from RefSeq and is a predicted model, not a curated record. Gene Ontology annotation, biological process: transmembrane transport; monoatomic cation transport. Gene Ontology annotation, cellular component: membrane.